Miscanthus lutarioriparius is the source of this 297-nucleotide messenger RNA. NCBI's taxonomy places the organism in Eukaryota, Viridiplantae, Streptophyta, Magnoliopsida, Poales, Poaceae. The record is from the annotation of a GenBank genome assembly.
AUGGUGCCUUCACAAAUGAAUCUCUCUGCCGUCCUCCUAGUCGUCCUCCUCCUACCCGUCGUCAUGGAAGCUGGUGAGUCGGUGUUCGUUGGGAAAGAUCAUUGCGGCGACGAACAUCAGAGCGGCAAUUAUAAAGGGAUAUGCAUUGGAUUGAUACAUGACGCCGCUUGCAAUCGUGUAUGCGUAGACGAAAGCAGCGACAACUCUGGUGGCGUCUGUGACUUUUUACAAUGCUGGUGCAUAACCAGAUGCACCUCUGAGACUGAGGCUGUUGCCAGUGCUCCGAUCCGGCAAUGA